Molecule: messenger RNA, 3087 nt
Organism: Armigeres subalbatus
Lineage: Eukaryota; Metazoa; Arthropoda; Insecta; Diptera; Culicidae
Exons: 2
Coding region: 101-2941 (946 amino acids)
Biological process (GO): DNA integration
Molecular function (GO): nucleic acid binding
Source: RefSeq, a predicted model, not a curated record
UUUGUUCACCGGUUAUGGGAAAUUUUCCGAUACGGUUUCGUUGGAAAUCGAUGAUAGUGUUAUUCCGUCGAUCCAGCCUCCUAGACGGAUACCGAUCGCGAUGAGAGAAAAGCUCAAGAAGGAACUCGUACAGCUGGAGAAGGAUGGAAUGAUAGUCAAAGAACCAUCACAUACGGACUGGGUGAGUAAUUUGGUUAUUGUUCGUCGCCCCGGAUCCGAUGGGAUUCGAGUGUGUUUGGAUCCUGUCAUGCUGAAUAAAGCGUUGAAAAGACCAAACUUGCAAUUUGUGACACUGGACGAAAUCCUGCCAGAACUUGGGAAAGCCAGAGUAUUUUCCACUGUGGACGCUAGGAAGGGGUUUUGGCAUGUAGUAUUGGACGAAACAAGUAGUAAAUUGACUACAUUCUGGACACCCUUCGGUCGUUUUCGUUGGACACGAUUACCCUUUGGCAUUUCAUCAGCGCCGGAGAUUUUCCAGCUAAAGCUACAGGAAGCCAUCGAAGGCUUGGAAGGCGUGGAAUGUAUAGCAGAUGACGUGCUAAUAUACGGAAUUGGCGAUACAUUUGAAGAGGCAUUAGUUAGCCACAACAAAUGUCUGGAAGCACUCCUGGUCAGGCUGGAGCAAAAGAAUGUGAAGCUUAAUUUAUCGAAACUCAAGCUGUGCCAAACUUCAGUCAAGUUUUACGGACAUGUGCUCACCGAUCAUGGAUUGAAGCCAGACGAGAGCAAAGUUUCUGCCAUCAGAGAUUUCCCCAGGCCGACCAACAGAAAGGAGGUGCACCGUUUUGUUGGGAUGGUAAAUUAUCUGAGCCGUUUCGUUAAAAAUCUCAGUAUGAAUUUGGUCAACUUACGAAGCUUAAUAUCCGAGGAAGUGCCAUGGAAGUGGUCGAAGAUUGAAGAAGACGAAUUCACCAACGUAAAAUCAUUGUUUGCGGAUGUCGGUACUCUGCGUUACUACGAUCCCAAUCUACCACUGACAAUAGAGUGUGAUGCCAGCUGCUACGGUUUGGGUGCGGCAGUCUUUCAACAGGAUAGUGUUGUUGGUUUCGCAUCUAGAACCCUAACAACAGCAGAAAAGAACUACGCUCAGAUCGAAAAAGAGCUACUAGCAAUCUUGUUUGCCUGUCUACGAUUCGACCAACUCAUCGUCGGCAAUCCGAAAGCUGUUGUCAAGACGGACCACAGACCACUAAUCAACAUCUUUCAAAAACCACUCUUAUCGGCUCCGCGCCGGCUACAGCAUAUGCUUUUAAAUUUGCAGCGAUACAGCCUAACGAUAGAGUACGUGAGCGGAAAAGAUAAUGUCGUCGCGGACGCUCUUUCUCGAGCUCCGAUGGUCAGCGAACCUGAAGAUCAAUAUAGAAAGAUGAACAUCUUUAAGGUGCUUAAGGAAGUCGAGGACGUUAAUCCGACAAUCUACUUGAGCAUUUCGCACCAGCGCCUAAGUGAAAUAAUCCAAGAAACGGAAAAGGAUUCAACGAUGCAGACAAUCAUUAAAUUCAUACACCACGGGUGGCCGAGGACAGUCGAUAAAGUGCCAGAUACAGUUCGAAUAUACUACAACUAUCGAAACGAAUUGAGUACUGUUGAUGGAGUGGUUCUGCGGUAUGAUAGAAUAGUGGUCCCGUACGUGUUGCGUCGCAAAAUGAUUGACUGCUGUCAUGUUAGUCAUGGUGGCGUGGAAGCAACGCUGAAGCUAGCAAGAGCCAAUCUUUUCUGGCCUGGCAUGAGCUGCCAAAUAAAGGACGUGGUUAAGGAGUGUACUGUUUGUGCAAAGUACGCUGCAUCUCAAGCAAAUCCUCCAAUGAUGAGUCACAGCAUACCGGUAUUCCCUUUCCAAAUGGUGAGUAUGGAUGUUUUUCUCGCAGAAUACCGUGGGCGUAAGCAGAAAUUUCUUGUCACGGUCGACCACUACUCUGAUUACUUUGAGGUUGACCUUUUGGAAGAUUUGACUCCGGACACCGUCAUUCGGGUGUGUAAAAGAAAUUUCGCUCGUCACGGUGUACCACAAACGGUCUUGACGGACAACGGCACAAAUUUCAUCAACCGCAAAAUGGUCCAGUUUGCUCACGAUUGGGACUUUGAGCACAUAACAUCUUCACCGCAUCAUCAGCAGGCAAAUGGAAAGUCGGAGGCGGCGGUGAAAAUUGCAAAGCGAAUGAUGAAGAAAUGCGAAGACACAGGUGAAGAUUUUUGGUUCGCCCUUCUUCAUUGGCGCAAUGUGCCGAAUAAAAUAGGUACCAGUCCAACAGCACGGCUCUUCUCGCGAUCAACUCGUUGCAGUGUACCAUCAUCCAUUGAAAAUUUGCUUCCAAAGGUCGUGGAAAAUGUACCUGCGUCAAUCGAGAAACAGCGUAAACGUUCCAAAUUCCACUAUGAUAAGAAAUCACGGCACUUACCAGAAUUACAGGUGGGCUCUGCAGUGUUUGCUCAACUAAAUCCAGAAGAGACAAAAGUGUGGACACCAGCAAUCGUUAGCAAUCAGCUGAGUGAACGCUCAUAUGUGGUGGACGUCGGUGGCUCUAAAUAUCGUCGAAGCUUGGUACACUUGAAGCCGCGAAAUGUAAACACUCAUCGAAACAUCGAAUCAUCAACAACAACGGGGACAAACGGAACAACGUAUCGUUGUGAUCAACCCGAUCAACCGCCACCCAACGGAUCAAAUGCAAGGACGAAAGAUGUAUCAACAACGCUUAAUUCUUCAGCGAGCUGUGUGGCAGUACAUAAUUUUCAAAACAAUCCGCCUCCUGUGAUUCAAUCAUCUGAUGAUACACCGUUGAUGACAGUUCCAGAGGUAACGUCUGAUCAAUCGUCUGAAAAGCAGCCACGCAGCAAUAGAGUGACCAAACCACAGGUGACUCCCAUUUCAACAUCGAUCCGACCCAGACGAGAAAAGCAGUUGCCCAACAAGCUGAGAGAUUAUGAUUUAAGUUUUAAGUAAAAUACAUUUUUUUGAAAAUGAGGAGGAUGUUGUCAUAUCGGCAUACCCCUCGUAUUCUGGUUAGAUCACACACACAGACUGAGAGUCAAGAGAGAUGGAAUCAUUGUACUGCAGUCCGUCGCGUAGUUAAGUUCGCUAAAAUAUAA